AUGAGAUCAGAGCACAGAGUGGCUAAGUGAAUUGUCACCAGUAAUCCAUGGAGUGGAUCGGUAGAUGUCAAGUCUAUCUUAGCUCACGAAUAGUCUAUUGUAGGACUUCCCAAGUCGCUUCUGAGACUGAAGUUGGAGAGGAUACAACGCAGUGCUGUGUGUGAGUGGGUCUGAUGUCAGAUGCACCUGGAUUCAAAUCCUGGCUCUCCCGCUUACUACUUAUCCUCCCUCAGUUUCUUCAUCAGGAAAAUGGGGGAUAAGAACAAUACCUAACUGAUGGGUUGUCGUGAGGAUUAAACGAGAUAGGUGGCGCAUGGUUAAAUUGCUGUUAAUAAUAAUAAUAUCUUUCCGUAAAAGUUGUGCUUUAACUUCUUGCCUAUGUUGGGGCUGGGGAGUUGAGGUCAUCUCUGUAUCAGUGGGUCUCAACUUUGCACAGUGGAAUCCCCUGGGGCGCUUUUGCAGGUCGAAGCCCAGGCCACACCCAGAUGGUGACAUCAGAAGCUCGGGGCUUGGGGCAGAGGUAUCAGAACUUCGUGAAGCUUCCAGGUGAUUCCAAUGAGCAACCACCUUCACUUCUGCGUUUUGGAAGCAGAAGCUUGGGUUUAACUCCUGGCCUUUGUCCUUGGGCAAAUGCUUAAUUCCUAAGUCUCAGUUUCUUCUCCUCUCUCCCCUUAGCGGCGAGGAGGAUAACGCCCACCUCACGUGAUGGUCCUGCAGAGCGAAUGGCCUAUGUGCAGUGGGUUCUUAUUUGAGCACCUAACUGAGCCCUUUUCUUUACAUCGUUACAUAGCGACCCAGCCAUGGCAGGCUCAGGCAGCACUUCACCACGGGGCAAGCAUCUGUUCACAGUCAUCCUGAUGUUCCUAGCGGCCCUCGUCCUCCUCCACUCAGCGUCAUCCCAGUCCCAUCGAGACUUCGUGCCACCAGGCCAGCAGAAGAGGGAGGCCCCAGUUGAUCUCCUGAGCCAGAUAGGUCGAUCUGUGCGGGAAACCUUGGAUGCCUGGAUUGGGCCGGAAACCACGCACCUAGUUUCUGAGACGUUGGCUCAGGUGAUGUGGGCGGCCUCAUCGGCCGUCUCUGUGGCCUUCUUCACUCUGUCUGGGGUUGCCGCACAGCUGCUGAAUGCCUUGGGGCUAGAAGGAGAUCACCUCACCCAGGGCCUGAAGCUCAGCCCUGGCCAAGUCCAGACCUUCCUGCUGUGGGGAGCGGGGGCCCUGGUUGCCUAUUGGCUGCUGUCCCUGCUCCUCGGCUUGGUCUUGGCCUUGCUGGGGCGGAUCCUGUGGGGCCUGAAGCUUGCCCUCUUCCUGGCCGCUUUUGUGGCCCUGGUGAGGUCAGUGCCCGACCCUUCCACCCGGGCCUUGCUCCUCCUGGCCUUGCUGACGCUCUACGCCCUGCUGAGCCGGCUCACUGGCACCCGGGCCUCGGGGGUCCAGCUGGAGGCCAAGGUGCAGGGGCUGGAGCGCCAGGUGGAAGAGCUGCGCUGGCGGCAGAGGCGAGCGGCCAAGGGGCCCCGGAGUGUGGAGGAGGAGUGAGAAGGACGCCGGACGCUGCCACAUUCGUCAUACCAAAGAGCCGAGCUGCUUCUGGGUUGCACAGCCCUCCUCCCAGCCCCCUGCCCCUUUCUUGCUCUGUCUCCGAACGCUGUCUCUGCACCAGCCCCCUUAGCGGAGAGAGAGAGAAAGACCACCCCCCCCACUGGUCCUCAGGGGCCCUGUCCUCUGUGGUUCUCUGUCUGGGGUUGGUUCUCCUCACCCUUUCUCUGCUCCCCCCUGUCUCAGCCAGGGGAAGGUGGGGGGCCUCCCACCAGCUUCUGCACCUCCUCUCGGCAGACACCUCUGAUCACUGCCAGGGGCCUCCCGUGACUCAGUGGCUGCCUUGCCUUCCUCCGACGCUCUUGCUCUCCUGUCCUUCUCUAGCUCCUCCCCUGCCAAGUCCCCAGCUUCCUUCCUGCUUGUUUUCUCCUUCUGGCCCUGUACUCCAACCAAACCACAGUCCCUCAGGGCAUGCUCCUGUCCCCUUCAUUGCCCAGCGUGGGGAAGAGGCAGGGCAUUUGGGGCCUGAGGGGAAGGGAAGUGGGCCGGGAUGUACAUUGAAUCUGUUACAAGUGCCUUAAUCCGAGCCAGCAGGGCCCUCUGCUUGCCCGCUGCCGUACUGUAUGUAGGAAACUGCCCUGUAGCUGCUUUGUGUCAAGAGGGAAGUGGUUCCUCUCAGAAUCUGGAUUUCCCUUCAGCCAGAGCAAAAGAUGACUGCUUUGUAGGCUUGUGCCUGCAAGUAGGACCCUGCAGUGGCCAUGAGAUCCCCUGUGGGGAUUUCAGAGACCCUGAAGGAGGAAGGAGGGUUCAUCUUCCUGUCUGCGCAGCUCGGGCGGUUCUCCAUCCCUCUCUCCAUCGCUGCCACCAGGGAGUUCGCUGACCAGUCGCCUAGGAGGAGCGCAGAGCAGACAGCAGAGAUGCACCUCACAGCCCCUUCCCUUCUCGUGCUCUGGGGCUGCACCCUCCCCACCAGGGCGCUCAUGCUUCCUUCGAGGCUUUGGUGGAGGUGGGUGGCCUCCGCUGCCAGGCCCCACAUGUGAUGUGAAGAGUAGAGAAAUGCCCAGUUCUUACUGUUGACGUUGGAUAUGGAAUCACAGCUGCAGUGAUUGGUUGGUUUUAAAUAAAGUGCACGCUAUUUUA
This is a messenger RNA of Delphinapterus leucas (beluga whale), 2672 nucleotides long. NCBI's taxonomy places the organism in Eukaryota, Metazoa, Chordata, Mammalia, Artiodactyla, Monodontidae. The record is from RefSeq and is a predicted model, not a curated record.